This is a messenger RNA of Penicillium cinerascens, 2055 nucleotides long. It is a transcript of the gene tktA, whose product is annotated as transketolase tktA. NCBI's taxonomy places the organism in Eukaryota, Fungi, Ascomycota, Eurotiomycetes, Eurotiales, Aspergillaceae. Bases 1 to 2055 code for a protein of 684 amino acids. Gene Ontology annotation, molecular function: transketolase activity. The record is from RefSeq and is a predicted model, not a curated record. Gene Ontology annotation, cellular component: cytosol. Gene Ontology annotation, biological process: pentose-phosphate shunt. The transcript has 6 exons.
AUGGGUUACACUGAUCUGGACCAGUUGGCGAUCAACACCAUCCGUGUUCUCGCGGUUGAUGCCACCUCCAAGGCUAACUCGGGCCACCCGGGUGCCCCCAUGGGCAUGGCCCCCGUGGCCCACGUUCUGUUCAACAAGUUCAUGAACUUCAACCCCCAGAACCCCGACUGGAUCAACCGUGAUCGUUUUGUUCUCUCGAACGGCCACGGCUGCAUGCUGCAGUACGCCCUGCUGCACCUGUUCGGCUACAAGGUCACCAUGGAUGACCUGAAGAACUUCCGUCAAAUCGACAGCAUCACUCCCGGCCACCCCGAGGCUCACGACACUCCCGGUAUCGAGGUCACCACUGGUCCUCUUGGCCAGGGUUUCUCAAACGCCGUCGGUCUGGCCAUUGCCCAGGCUCACACCGCUGGUGUCUUCAACAAGCCCGGCUUUGACCUCAUCAACAACUACACCUACACCUUCUUCGGUGAUGGCUGCGCCAUGGAGGGUAUCGCCUCCGAGGCUGCUUCCAUGGCUGGUCACUUGCAGCUGGGCAACCUCAUUGCCAUCUAUGAUGACAACCACAUCUCCAUUGACGGUGACACCAAGUGCGCCUUUACUGAGGAUGUCAUGAAGCGCUUCGAGGCCUACGGCUGGCACACUGAGUGGGUCAAGGACGGUGAUAACGACCUUGCCGGCAUUGAGGCGGCUAUCCGCAGGUGCCAGCAGGUCACCGACAAGCCCUCCGUCAUCAAGCUGACCACCACCAUUGGUUUCGGUUCCAAGCUUGCCGGCACUGGCGGUGUUCACGGCAACCCCCUCAAGGUCGAUGAUGCCGAGCAAGUCAAGACCCGGUUCGGUUUCGACCCCAAGCAGAGCUUCGUUGUUCCCCAGCAGGUCUACGACAUGUACCACUCCCACGCCGCCGAGGGUGCCUCCAAGGAGCAGGAGUGGAUCCAGCUCUUCCAGAAGUACCAGCAGGCUCACCCCACCGAGGGUGCCGACCUGGCCCGCCGUCUCUCCGGCAAGCUGCCCGAGGGCUGGGAGAAGAGCCUCCCCACCUACAAGUCCACCGACGCUGCCGUCGCUUCCCGCAAGCUGUCGGAGGCCGUCCUGGAGAAGAUCCACGAUGUCAUCCCCGAACUUCUGUCCGGCUCUGCUGACCUGACUGGCUCCAACAACACUCGCUGGAAGAACGCCGUCGACUUCCAGCCCCCUCAGCUCGGUAUCGGUGAGUGGUCUGGCCGCUACCUCCGCUACGGUGUGCGUGAGCACGCCAUGGCUGCCGUCAUGAACGGUCUGGCCGCAUACGGCACCGUCAUCCCCGCCGGUGGUACUUUCCUGAACUUCGUCUCGUACGCUGCCGGUGCCCUCCGCCUGUCGGCCCUGUCCCGCGUCCGUGUUAUCCACGUCGCUACCCACGACUCCAUCGGUCUGGGUGAGGACGGUCCUACUCACCAGCCUAUCGAGACUCUUGCUCACUUCCGUGCCCUGCCCAACUGCAUGGUCUGGCGCCCCGCUGACGGCAACGAGACCAGCGCUGCCUAUUACUCGGCCAUCACUUCCAAGCACACCCCCAGUGUUCUGGCUUUGACCCGUCAGAACCUGCCCCAGCUUGAGGAGUCCACCAUUGAGCGUGCCCUCAAGGGCGGUUACGUCGCCGUCGACACCCCCAACGCCGCCGUCACCAUCGUCUCCACCGGUUCCGAGGUCAGCAUCUGUAUUGAGGCUGCCGCGUACCUGCAGAAGGAGCACGGCGUUGCCGCCCGUGUCGUCUCUAUUCCCUGCUUCGAAGUCUUCGAUGUUCAAGACAAGGCCUACCGCCUUUCUGUUCUUCCUGACGGUAUUCCCGUCCUGUCCGUCGAGGCCCUCAGCACCAUGGGUUGGGAGCGCUACUCUCACGAGCAGUUCGGUCUCAACCGCUUCGGUGCCUCCGGCCCCUACAAGGAGGUGUACGCCAAAUUCGAGUUCACCCCCGAGGGCAUCAGCAAGCGCGCCAUUGCCACCAUCGACUUCUACAAGGGCCACACCGUCCGCUCGCCCGUCAACCGUGCUUUCCAGCAGAUCCUGUAA